UGACAAUCAACCCGUUUUGCUAAUAACCCAAUAACGUAUUCUCUCGAGCUUCCGGCGUAGCAAAGCAUAUCAAAUCAUCGGAUUUCUUCUCAGGUAAUAAUGGCGUCAUCAGCAAUGGUUGUGGACCCCAAGCCCACAUUGGAACUUCCUCCAUCGAUCCCUGCUUUGAGAUUGGACCUCCAACAAGCUUUCGCGGACCUAUCCAACGCCGAGGAAGACGACCUCUACAGCCGCCUAAAGUCCCUUCAGCGUCAGCUCGAGUUCAUCGAUAUUCAAGAAGAGUAUGUCAAAGACGAGCAAAAGAAUUUGAAGCGUGAGCUUCUCCGUGCUCAGGAAGAGGUCAAGCGGAUUCAGUCGGUGCCGCUCGUUAUUGGCCAGUUCAUGGAGAUGGUCGAACAAAAUAAUGGUAUCGUGGGCUCCACCACUGGCUCUAAUUACUACGUGAGAAUUCUUAGCACCAUCAAUAGGGAGCUCUUGAAGCCCUCUGCUUCAGUCGCUCUGCACCGGCAUUCCAAUGCCCUUGUGGAUGUGUUACCUCCUGAGGCUGAUUCCAGUAUUUCUCUACUCAGCCAGUCAGAGAAACCUGAUGUCACUUACAAUGACAUUGGAGGAUGUGACAUUCAAAAGCAGGAAAUCCGUGAGGCAGUGGAGUUGCCGCUUACUCACCAUGAACUAUACAAACAAAUUGGAAUAGAUCCCCCCCGUGGUGUCUUGCUUUAUGGUCCCCCUGGCACUGGAAAAACCAUGCUUGCCAAGGCUGUUGCUAAUCAUACAACAGCGGCUUUUAUUAGAGUUGUUGGCUCUGAGUUUGUUCAGAAGUAUUUGGGUGAGGGCCCCCGUAUGGUUCGUGACGUUUUUCGCCUUGCUAAGGAGAAUGCCCCUGCAAUUAUUUUCAUCGAUGAGGUAGAUGCUAUUGCUACUGCUAGGUUUGAUGCUCAAACUGGAGCUGACAGAGAAGUUCAACGAAUCUUGAUGGAACUUCUGAAUCAGAUGGAUGGCUUUGACCAAACAGUCAAUGUUAAGGUCAUAAUGGCAACAAAUCGUGCAGACACUUUGGACCCUGCGCUUCUUCGUCCCGGUAGACUUGACCGAAAAAUUGAAUUUCCAUUGCCUGAUAGACGGCAAAAGAGGCUUGUUUUCCAGGUCUGCACUUCUAAAAUGAAUCUCAGUGAUGAGGUAGACUUGGAGGAUUAUGUUUAUCGGCCAGAUAAAAUCAGUGCUGCUGAGGACUUCUGCUCAUGGUCCCAAACGGUUCCUGUGUUUUUCGUGACAAACUCUGAAUUUGGGCCUCAAACCGAGAUUCAGCCUGUGCCACUCUUGCCUCAUUUUGCGCUUGAACCUCCUGCAAAAGUGAUUAUUGCAGCUAUUUGCCAGGAAGCAGGCAUGCAUGCAGUUCGCAAGAAUAGGUAUGUCAUACUCCCUAAAGACUUUGAGAAGGGUUACCGAACCAAUGUGAAGAAGCCCGACACCAACUUUGAAUUCUACAAAUGAGAGAUACUAAAGCACAUGGGAAUGGCCUGCAUCUUAAUGGCAUCGUCUUUAGUUCUGGGGAAUGAUUUUGUUAUAGCUGAUAAUAUUUGAUUGUUGAAAAGAUUCAAAUGUCCGUCCUUCAAUGUCAAUCUAUAUGGUAUUUUGGCAGUAGCUGAAGAUGCACCCUUUAGAGUCGUUUCAGCGUGUUGGUGAGGAAAAGCUUAAUAGCGCAAAGGAUAGGUUCUUUCGUAGACAUUUCCUUCUUUUUCCCAAGUAGUGUGUUCAUUUUUUAUUUGUUUAUUUAUUUAUUCCUUUAGAUACUCUCUUUUUUUUAAAAAAAAAAAACAUUAGGUACUUUGUAAA
This is a messenger RNA of Manihot esculenta (cassava), 1833 nucleotides long. Its product is annotated as 26S proteasome regulatory subunit 6B homolog. Gene Ontology annotation, biological process: proteasome-mediated ubiquitin-dependent protein catabolic process. Gene Ontology annotation, molecular function: ATP binding; proteasome-activating activity; ATP hydrolysis activity. The record is from RefSeq and is a predicted model, not a curated record. Gene Ontology annotation, cellular component: proteasome regulatory particle, base subcomplex. The transcript is spliced from 7 exons. NCBI's taxonomy places the organism in Eukaryota, Viridiplantae, Streptophyta, Magnoliopsida, Malpighiales, Euphorbiaceae. Bases 100 to 1491 code for a protein of 463 amino acids.